Molecule: messenger RNA, 5812 nt
Organism: Megachile rotundata (alfalfa leafcutting bee)
Lineage: Eukaryota; Metazoa; Arthropoda; Insecta; Hymenoptera; Megachilidae
Source: RefSeq, a predicted model, not a curated record
UAAUAUAUUCAGGUUAUAGAGUAAUAUGUUCAAGAUAAAUAUUUGGGUUUAUUCGAGUUUAAUAGUGGAGUUUAUUCAAGUUUAAUACUGGAAUUUAUUCAAGUUAAAUACUGGAGACCAUUCAAGUUAAAUACUGGAGUUUAUUCAAGUUGAAUACUGGAGUUUAUUCAAGUUGAAUACUGAAGUUUAUUCAAGUUAAAUACUGGAGACCAUUCAAGUUAAAUACUGGAGUUUAUUCAAGUGGAAUACUCAAGUUUAUUCAAGUUAAAUACUGGAGACCAUUCAAGUUAAAUACUGGAGUUUAUUCAAGUUAAAUACUGGAGUUUAUUCAAGUUGAAUACUGAAGUUUAUUCAAGUUAAAUACUGGAGACCAUUCAAGUUAAAUACUGGAGUUUAUUCAAGUGGAAUACUCAAGUUUAUUCAAGUUGAAUACUCAACUUUAUUCAAGUUAAAUACUGGAGUUUAUCCAAGAUAAUAUUCGAGUAUCUUCAAAACAAUAUUUCCAUUUAUUGAAGAUAAAAUUCAAAUUCCCUGAAGAUGAGACUCCAGAUAAUCCAGUAAAUAUUCCAGUGCAUCUCUAAAUCAAACCAACAAUAUCUAAAUACACAAAAUCAUCCUCAACAACAAUAAACCAUAUUAUUGUUAACAAACCAUUAACAAUGACCCAAGUUCUCUAAAAAAGUAGUACAAUACUCAGGAUAUAAUUACUCAGGAGUUUAAAAAAACGUUCGCAAAGGAAUAAGACUGAGCUCGAAGAAGGAAAGUUACUGUACGAGGUUGAUAAUUGGAUACUAACAGAAUUGUCAGAAAAAAGGCAGCAUAUUGAAGAAAAAGUUGUAGAAGAAAUUGUAUGGCAAAAAGAAACCGUGGAAGCGGGCGUAAAAGUUUAAGAAGCGGACCGUGGAAUCUGGGAAAGAUCCGGAAGAAAUUUAAUUUGGAAAAAUCCAACGGGAGAAAAAUAUCGUAGAGGAGGUUGUAACAAGAAAAAAGGCGGGAGGAACUUCGGGAACACUUUAAGGAGGUAAAGAAAAAGCCGGUGUAAAAUUCAAGAAAAACGACGGUGAUUUACUGGGUAGAAAAGUUCGGAGGAAAUAAAAAUUGAAAAAUCUAAAGGACAUCGAGGCAGUGACAUUUUAUCGCAACUUCCGGAUGGAAAUUUUAGGUUAGGAUUCCAAGAAAAGAGGAGUUUGGAGAGAUAGGGGAAUUGAUUGAAGAGGAAAGUUUGAACGAGUUUAAGAACAUCAAGAACAGUGGAUUUAAGUUGAUCAGUAAUAAAUGUUAUACGAAUUUAAAUUGACAAUAAUAUUAUUUUACUUUUGCAAUAAACAAAUGGUUUAAUCAUCGAUCGACGUGAAACGUCAGUGAACUUGAAGAACAGUGAAUUUAAGUGGAUCAGUAAUAAAUGUUAUACAAAUUUAAAUUGAUCAGUAAUAAAUGUUAUACGAACUUAAAUUGACAAUAAUAUUAUUUCGCUUUCGAAAUAAACAAGCGCUUUAAUCAUCGAUCGACGUGAAACGUCAGUGAACUUGAAGAACAGUGAAUUUAAGUGAAUCAGUAAUAAAUGUUAUACGAAUAUAAAUUGUUCAGUAAUAAAUGUUAUACGAAUUUAAAUUAACCAAUAAUAAAUAUUACACGAAUUUAAAUUGGUCAGCAACAAAUGUUAUAUAAAUUGAAACAGAAAACAAUAUAAUUGUUCUCUGUGAAAUAAAUAAACGAUAAAAUUAUCGAUCGACGUGAAACGUCAGUGAACUUGAAGAAGCGACUUUAAAUUGAUAUUUCGUGGCAUGUCACAAAUAUGUGAUCACGCGUAUCGAACAUUGUUAUUCGAGUGGAUGAUAUAGAUGUGAAGUGUGCUUUCGUGUUCGUGGUGACAUAGUAAAUUGAUAAAAAUGAUGGCGGGUGCUGGAAUGUUGAGAGCCAGACGCAGAGACGUCAGUGUGAAACCGAACAGGAAACUCGACCGGAAGUCGUCGAGGGGGAUGAUCUACGAGAACGAGGAGCUCAGAUUGAGGACAAUUCAUAUCAACGCUGAAGUGGAACAAGGUCAGAACGACAUCAAAAAGCUGCGCAGAGAGAACGAGCAGCUUCGUAGGGAGAUAUGGAGCCUCAGGGACGAGUACGACAAACUCGAGGAGAUCCUGAAGAGGCAGAAGAACCGCACAGAAAGCGAGGAAUACGAGGAUCGCUCCGACGAGGAUGAUGGCCUGCAGUCCGACUACUCGGAGGACGAGCAACCCGAAGAGGACGACACGCAGGACUCCUCGAAGGAGGCCACCAAAUCCGAGCAGCUAGAGAACGUGGAGAACCAGAAGAUCUCUUCUGAAAAAAUGACUAACAGUCUACAUAGACUGCACGUGGAUUUCGACGACUUAUCAGUGGUCGACGAAGAAGAGGAAUUGAAAAGAGACAAAGAUAAAAAGGAAAUGUCGUCAGAGGAUGUGCGGAAGGAAAACAAAAGUCCCAUGUCGAUACUGAAAUCCAGACAACUGCACGAAAACAUACCGUUUUACCCAGCAGCCUAUGAGCCACCCGGUCUGGGUAGCCCCACAUAUUACACCGAAUGUCCCUUUAAGUUUCCCAGCACUCUCAAUCUGAUGUUGCCACCUGAAGCGACGGGGAUGAUUACACCCUGUCCGAGGCUCAAUGCGGAUCAAAUGCUAUCAGUUACGGGUCUCAGCGACCCAAACAUGGAGCAGAUCAACGACCAGGUGCUGCACGCGCCUCCUCUCGGUUGGCAAACCAACGUGAUGCCUCAGAAGAUGGGCACAUUUGGAUUGCAGGAUGUGGAUGGUAACGUUGGGGUCCAGAACUUUGGGCUCCAGCAGGAGUUCCCGAGCUUCCCGAAUUUCUUUCAGAAGAGGAACGUUGGACCUAACUUACUCUUCGAGAAGUCAGUUGAGAAUGGCUGGGAGUCGCAGAAGGAUCAAGUCACUGAUCCGAAGAAGGAUGCUGAAGAGAAGGUCUCAGAAAGACCCAAGCACUUUUUCGCCCCGUUGCCCUCGAAGGUUAAGAAACAAACCGAGGAACCAUCGCCGACGACCAGCCACUUUGGAACAGGUAAUAGUUCCAGUAGUGGCAAGACUGGGUCUACAGUGAUCUCUAAGAAUCAGUUUGCGAGCCAGAAGGGGUCGGCCGACCUUUGCGUGAAAGGCGCAGUACCGUGCGAGGAUAGUGUCGCGAAGAAUAAGACUGAACAAAGGACGUUUCUGAGCACCGACAACCUGCUGGUCAACGAAGACAAGUGCGGUAACCAGUUGAUCAAGUCGAUGUCCUGUCAGGAUCUGUCCAGCGAAGCCCAGGUCGCCUCCAUGAGCGACGGCAGGCAGAUGACCCAAAGCGACAACACCCUGGACAACAUAUCGGACUCCAAACCGUUCAAGUCCCACCUGACUGUGACUCUGAAACCCCCACGAGUGAAACAAGCGAUCAGUCCGGACACCCCCGAGAUACCAAAACUACCCUCCAUAGAAUCGCGCCUCUUCAAGAACCCUUUCCUCCGCAAUUUCGACGCGGGUUAUAUUAACCAGACCAACGUGACUCGCCCGUUGUCCGUCCAGGUGAACGACGACAACCUUUGCUACUAUUCCUCCCGUCCAGACGUCACUUACAACAGAGUGCACCUGGACAGAUACCGACCUGUCCAGACCGAUCAGAAUCGCCUACUGAUCCCCACGAACCAGCUCAUCAACGGCAAGCUGACGUCCCCGGCGAACAAACAUCAAAUCCAGGUGACUUCUUUUGAGAGACCUAGUCCCUGCACUCUGGUGAGUCCGUCAAGUCCCUACGACUUCGGCACCAUGCGCAGGUUGAACGCUCCGUACCCGAAUCCUUAUCAGAACAUGACUUUUCUACCGAGGACGGGAUUGUAUCCUCAAGGAGGGAUGAUGUACUACGAUCACCUGACGCGAAAGGUGCCCGCUCAGACCCAGACGUCCAUAGACGGUGAUUCUCACCACGAAGACGAGCACAUACUGUCCCACGAAGAAAGUGCGCCCAGCACACCCAGCGGACAACGUCGGAGGAGGACAGUUAAGAAGACGAAGCCGCUGUCUCCGCCCGUUCAGAGGAGGCUGAAGAAGCAAAGCAGCGUCACGUCGUCCGAGGUGCCUGAAUCACCCGCGAAGCCCCAGAAGAGGUCCAUGAAGCUUAGCAUCACACCUACGACCACAUCCGAGGGCCAGGAGGACAAGAACGAGAGCAGGUCCUCCUCCUCCGGUCAGGACUCCCCAAAAAAGGACCAACUGCGCAGGGUCUCACUGUACUUCAACGCCAAGAAGAGACCUUCUCUGGCCUCCGUGAAGACCACGAGGAGCGGCAGCAUCGACGUGACCAGGGAAAAGGACCCCGUCAACUCGGAGAGGGAGAUGACCAACUCCAUGAGCAGCAGGGACAACGGCAGCGCUAAACCCAGGAAGGCCAGCACCAGCAGUGGAAACGUGCCUUGGUGCGCGUGCUGGGGCAACGGGUGUAUCUAGGACCUGAUUUCGUUUGCAUGUGGACGCUCGAAUUUUGUUUACGCUGCGGUCGAGCUUAUCGGGACACGAGUGAGAAAUGAAGCUGAUUAAAGUGUGUCUUGUUACGGGGAGGAACAGUUCGUGUUGCUGAGGAACAGCUUAUGUGUUGAGCAAUUAACUGGUCGGGAUUUUAGUUUUAUUGCGGAUGGGGACGGAAGUGAACUUGAUGUGGUUAGGAUCUUAAGGGACUGGGGGUUUUAUUGAGGAAGCUGUUUUAUUUUUGUUGGGAGAUGUUGGAGUUUAGGAGAUGAAAUUAGGAGGUUUAGAAUUUAGGGAAGUUAUUUGAAAGUACUCUUUGGAUUAUCAAAAGGUGGAUUUAUAGCUUGAGACAAUUAGAAAUUUGAACUUUGGACAAUUAGGUUACUUGGGACAAUUAGGCUCCACAUCAUUAAAAGCUAGAUUUGCAACCUGAUAUGAAGGCUAUUUGAAAGAGUUAUACUUCAGAUCAUCAGAAGACGGAUUUACAUGACACCUAGGUAGUUUGAAAGAAUUUACCUUCACAUCACUAAAAGCUGGAGCUACGCUUUGAUCUUGCUAUUAGUGAUUUGAUACUUGAUACUUAGGUAAUUUGAAAAAAUUUCUCUUCAGAUCAUCAAAAGCUAAAUUUGCAACUGCAUAUAAAGAAUUUAUAUAAAAAACUUACAAGUCCAUAAAAAAUUUGCAAUUAGGUAAACCCACAUGAAAACCUCCAAAUCUCCAAACCAAAUUACAUUAGCAACUCGAUAAAUUCCCAAGAAUUAAGUUGUGAAUAUUAAAGAUAAUGAAUAUGCAAUGAAAAGUUGAUACUCUAAGAUUUCCUGUGGAAAUAUACAGUAACGAGAUAUGGAACUGGUAGUUGUAUUUCAACAGAAGCUGUAUCGACCUUCAACGCGAAUGUAAGGUAACGGCUGCAACCAAUGAGAAGUGCCAUAAAACUAACAGUGCUUGGACCAGGACACCAUAAAACCUGUUAAUGUUCAGGUGACACUGGCAACUAGAAUGCUUAUGAACGUAAUGGUUAAAUCCUAGGAAAUCGAAUUAAAUAAUUAAUAUUUAAUUAGUGUAUAAGGAAAUAGACGAGUUAUAAUUAUUUUCGUGGAAAUGUGUAAUGGAAUGUUGAUUAUUUGUAUAUUUUAUACUGGAUUUGAAUGUCUCUUUUAGUGUGAUAAGGGUUAUGUGGUAUUUUGUAUUAUGUGGAAUUUAUGUUUAACUUUAUGUUUAGGGCGAUGAAUGUUGGAGAAUUUUUAGGUUGUAAUAUUUUGAUAUUUGGUAGUUUGGUUAUUUGGAAAUUUGGGAAGAUGGAAAUUCUGAAAUUUAGA